This is a messenger RNA of Portunus trituberculatus (swimming crab), 2189 nucleotides long. Its product is annotated as troponin C-like. The transcript has 7 exons. The record is from RefSeq and is a predicted model, not a curated record. Lineage: Eukaryota; Metazoa; Arthropoda; Malacostraca; Decapoda; Portunidae. Gene Ontology annotation, cellular component: myosin II complex. The coding region runs from base 118 to 585 and encodes 155 amino acids. Gene Ontology annotation, molecular function: calcium ion binding.
CGGGACCAAGGGAAAUUCUCAGAGUCAGUGCCGCCCGACACUCAGACCAGAGAACACCCACCACCCGCCCCGCCCUUACUUCCACCCACACAGCUACCCCCUCCCACCGCCGCCACCAUGCCUGGCCCAACUGAAGAAUUGGAUGAGGAGAAAAUGACAAUGCUCCGGAAAGCGUUUGCUAUGUUUGACAGCGGGAAGACCGGGAAGAUCGAGAAGGAGAAGAUCAGGACCAUUCUUAACACCCUAGGAGCAAACUACAUCAAUGAGGAACUGGAGGCGUUACUACAGGACAAUGAUACUGAAGGUACUGGCAAGCUGGAUUUCGAGGCUUUCUGUCGUGUGGUUGGUCACUUCCUAGAGGAGCAGGACGAGGAGGCGAUGCAGAAGGAGCUGAAGGAAGCGUUUAGGCUCUACGAUAAGGAAGGUAAUGGCUUUAUCCCGACGGCGGCGCUGAAGGAGAUCUUGGGAGCCUUGGACGAUAAGCUGACGAGUGCUGACCUCGACAAUAUCGUGGACGAGAUCGACGAGGACGGCUCUGGGACGGUCGACUUUGAUGAGUUCAUGGAGAUGAUGACUGGCGACUAGUCCGUCAGGUGGUGCCCUCUCGCGGAGACACGGCUCACUCCACGUCUGGCCCCGCCUUCUAUCCCUUUCCUCAUCCCUCUCCUACCCUUUCCCCUCCCUCUCUGUCUCUCUCUCUCUUUCUCUGAUUUCUAUUCUCUCCUUGCAUUUUUUUUCUUCCAUUCGUCUCCACUUAUUUCUCUUCUCUCUUUUCAAUUAUCCUCAUUCCUCUUCUUUAUUACACCCUCCUUUUCCUUUCUCCUUCGUUCCUUUUUUCACCUCCCUCUUCCUUCCUCCGUUCCUGAUGACAAUGUCCACACAAGAAAAAAAAGAAUUAUAGUUUAUCAUAAGAAAAUAAAGGAGAAAUAUCCAACAGCCAAUUACUUUAUAUUCUUUGAAUGGAGGAAGAGAAGGUUGUCUUAAUCAGCAACGUCGCUUUCGAGUGUCCUAAUAAGUGUUUUUUUUUUCUUUGUUUAUUUCCUGCGAGUGCUGGGUGAGUGGGGUUGGUCUUCAUUCUCUGUAGGAAAAUGUUGACAGCGGACACACGACUCGAGUGUUUUGAGCCGCGUCCUGUCGAUUAAUUUCAAAAGUUCGAUAUCUAUUCUACUAUUCUUCUUAUUUCUUCAUCUCUUUAUUCAUUUAUUAUCAUGUGAAUCCUUUUCUGUCAAUGUGUUUUUUUUCUUGUUAAUCCUAUCAUUGUCUUUAUUUUUCCUCUUUCUCUAUAAUCUUCGUUUAAGUUUCCUACAUCAACCUGUUCAUCUGUUUUCAAUUGGUAUUCUAUUUUUGUUCAUAUAUUCUUAGUCUCCUUAUAUCCUUCCUAUAAUUAUCCUUAUUUUCCUUUGUUUCCAGGUUAUCUUUCGUGCUUCUUUACUGUCUUUCCUAUCAAUAAACUUUUACUCUACUUAAUACAUCUAUCCCUAUCCUUUUCUUCUUUUCUUUCUAUUUUGCCCCCAGUCUUGUUCCUCUCUUGUUCCUAUUUUCGUAUAAUACCUGUCUUGUCUCUUUAUUGUUUUCCUUCUAUAUCUCCAGCCUUAUCUACAACCACUUUUUGUCAUAUUAUCUGAGCUCUAUUCACUCUACUCCUUGUAUUUCUCCCAAACUCUCUUCUUCAUCAUUAGUACAAAUAUUUACUUAGACCCGCAACCAUCACCUUCCCCACAUAGGCCCUCUCAGAUCCAUAAAUAAUAACACUCAGCCAACAGAUCGAGCGCCUCCCUAGUGAGCCUCUCUCGUGUAUACGUAACCUGAUUGACUCGGCUUUUUUAUACGUAAUGAUUAGCAUGUGCGUCUAUCUUUUGUGCCCGAGUUUGGUGUCCUUUAACUGCUACUACUGUUACUAUUACUACUACUGCUACUACUACUACUACUACUACUACUACUACUACUACUACUACUACUACUUCUACUGAUACUACUACUACUGCUACUAUCAAUACUGCUAUUCUUACUACAACUACUACUGUCAAUGCUGGUAUUCUUACUACUACUACUACUACUGCCUGCUGCGACACUAUUACUAUUACUACAUUAUAUACAAAGUACUAAAUGUCGUAUGAAAUAUAAUGGCGUACAAUACACAACGUGAAUGAAAACAUUGGAAGCAUAAAUAAAAAACGAUGAAAUACAAA